AUGAAGAAUGCCAAGGAGUACUGUGAGUAUCACCGAUACUACGGGCAUACAACGGACGCAUGUUACCACCUAAGGAACACAAUUCAAAGAUUCAUCGACGAAGAAAAAUUCACGGAGUAUGUGCAGAUCCAACCUGCUGACACAGAGAUAGCCCCGAAGAAAAGGGUAGAUCUACCUCAAGACGGCAAAUACAUCAACAUUAUUACCUUCUCUUACGGAGAGCAAGAAGAGCUGCUCGAAGAUAUCCUCGAGCUAGCAAGGAACAGAAGAAAGAUGGAAACACACAAAGUGUUUAAACUAAGUGGACCACCAACUACCACUUGGGAGAAACGGAUGGAUACUCCAUUGACAUUCUCAACAAAAGACGUAAACCAAGAAGUGGAGAUGCACAACGAUCCAUUGGUGAUCACCUUACCAAUCCAUGGGUGGAAUGUUACAAAGGUUCUCAUCGAUAGGGGCAGCUCAUUAAACGUGUUAUUUUAUGAACCAUACUUACGCAUGUGA
Messenger RNA from Papaver somniferum (opium poppy), 504 nucleotides. RefSeq lists its product as uncharacterized. Lineage: Eukaryota; Viridiplantae; Streptophyta; Magnoliopsida; Ranunculales; Papaveraceae. The coding region runs from base 1 to 504 and encodes 167 amino acids. The transcript has a single exon. The record is from RefSeq and is a predicted model, not a curated record.